This is a messenger RNA of Glycine soja, 1841 nucleotides long. Its product is annotated as protein DETOXIFICATION 49-like. The coding region runs from base 96 to 1721 and encodes 541 amino acids. The transcript has a single exon. The record is from RefSeq and is a predicted model, not a curated record. NCBI's taxonomy places the organism in Eukaryota, Viridiplantae, Streptophyta, Magnoliopsida, Fabales, Fabaceae. Gene Ontology annotation, molecular function: antiporter activity; xenobiotic transmembrane transporter activity. Gene Ontology annotation, cellular component: membrane. Gene Ontology annotation, biological process: xenobiotic detoxification by transmembrane export across the plasma membrane.
UUGGCCUCACACACACAACAGUAACAACACUAUAAUUCGUUAAUUCCUCUCUCUCUCUUUGCUUCUCUUGUCUCUUGUGAGAAACUAUCAAACCAAUGCGCCAGUUAUCACCAACCUCAAAUUUCUGUGAAAGGAAUGAGGGCCACCCAAACGCAUCAAAUCACAAAGUACAGGAUGAGCCCAACAUGUUAACCACUUUGAUUCCCAAAUCCCCAACAUGUCAACUACACCAAAUGCAAAAUCCCCAUAAUAACAUUAACACAACACAUUUGUCCCUUUCUCUCGUCGAAGCCAAGUGCAUAGCCAACAUAUCCUUCUCCAUGAUCCUCACUGGCCUCUUACUCUAUUCCCGCUCCGUGAUCUCCAUGCUCUUCCUCGGCCACCUCGGAGAACUCGCUCUCGCAGGUGGCUCCUUAGCCAUUGGCUUCGCCAACAUCACAGGAUACUCUGUUCUCUCUGGCCUCGCCAUGGGCAUGGAACCCAUCUGCGGCCAAGCCUUCGGCGCCAAAAGAUUCAAACUUCUCGGCCUCACCAUGCAGAGAACCGUUCUCCUUCUCCUCAUAACCUCAUGCCUCAUCUCAUUAUUCUUCUGGCUCAACAUGAAGAAAAUAUUACUCCUUUGCGCCCAAGAACAAGACAUAGCCAACGAGGCAGAACUCUACAUAUUUUACUCCCUCCCUGAUCUUGUAUUGCAGUCGCUGCUACACCCUUUGAGAAUCUACCUUCGGAGUCAAUCAAUAACGCUCCCUCUCACGUGCUGCGCCGCCGUUUCGAUCCUCCUCCACGUGCCCGUCAACUACCUCUUCGUGUCUAUCCUCAACCUCGGAAUCAAAGGCGUUGCACUAAGCGCUGUUAUCACAAACCUCAACCUCGUAGUGCUGUUGAUUAUUUAUAUAGUGUUUUCAGGCACGCACAAGAAAACAUGGCCGGGUAUUUCUCGCGAGUGCUUCAACGGAUGGAAAAAGCUCUUGAAUCUAGCGAUUCCGAGUUGUGUUUCCGUUUGUCUGGAAUGGUGGUGGUAUGAAAUUAUGAUUUUGCUCUGCGGGUUAUUAGUUAACCCUCAUGCAAGUGUUGCAUCCAUGGGGGUUUUGAUUCAAACAACAGCUUUGAUAUACAUUUUUCCGUCUUCUUUGAGUUUCGGAGUGUCCACGCGCGUUGGUAACGAGUUGGGAGCCGGGAAUCCUCGGAGGGCGAAACUCGCGGCGAUUGUCGGCCUCUGCUUCAGUUUUGUGUUUGGGCUUUCUGCUUUGGCGUUCGCUGUUUCAGUGAGGAAUGUUUGGGCUUCGAUGUUCACGCUCGAUGGGGAAAUCAUUGCUUUGACGACGGCGGUGUUGCCGAUUAUUGGGCUCUGCGAGCUUGGGAACUGUCCCCAGACGACGGUUUGCGGCGUCCUGAGAGGGACGGCGAGGCCGAAAUUGGGGGCGAACAUAAACUUGGGUUGCUUCUACCUCGUGGGCAUGCCCGUUGCGGUGUGGUUGGGGUUCUUUGCAGGGUUUGACUUCAAAGGGUUGUGGCUUGGGAUGUUGGCGGCGCAAGGGUCGUGUAUUGUGACGAUGAUGUUCGUGUUGGCUAGGACCAAUUGGGAGGGUCAAGCGUUACGAGCUAAGGAACUCACUAGUUCUGAUCCUAGGGAAGAGAAAAAACUAGUGGAAGAGGAACAUGAGGAGAAAGGGUUUUUGGGAUCAUGUGCCACCAAAGAAGCUUCUGAUUUGGUUGUUUGAUUGGUUUUAAUGUAUUUACCCAAUCAGUUAAUGAUGAACGUUUGACAAAUAUAAGAGUCACACUUAAUAUAAACAUUUAACAUAUGAAUAAUCCGAUAUUCAUUAAUAAUUCAUAUUUAC